Molecule: messenger RNA, 1643 nt
Organism: Hordeum vulgare subsp. vulgare (domesticated barley)
Lineage: Eukaryota; Viridiplantae; Streptophyta; Magnoliopsida; Poales; Poaceae
Product: F-box/kelch-repeat protein At1g67480-like
Exons: 3
Coding region: 389-1543 (384 amino acids)
Molecular function (GO): protein binding
Source: RefSeq, a predicted model, not a curated record
GUGGAACACUAGCACUUGUCUCACGGAUCGCUUCUUCUAUCUCCUCCCGUUCCGUGUGCACACUUGCGCCAUUUUUAUCUCUCUCCGACGCCGAGGCAAAGUUUCCCAGCAGCCCGGAUUAUAAGGCAAUGCGCAAAGGAAGAAGCUGCCUAUACUUCAUCAAUAACAAGAGCAAGGCUGUCUGUUCUUGUAGGAGAAACCAUUCCAAGGACUUCCACUAUCUGAUGGGAUGCAGCAAAGAUAACAAAGACGGAUCGAUAUAAGUUGAAGAGUCUCAGUUCACCAUCAUUCAAACCCUUGCGCCUACCUUCCGUUGGUAUUCAUCACCAUGAAACUAUUAAGCACCAUCACACAUUGCAAAUAAUCAAACAUCCCAAAGGUGAUUUCGAUGCUUGCACUUGAUGGAGCAAGGGAACCACUUGUUCAAGCACAUAUGUGUCAUCGUGUUAAAAUGCCGCUCAAGUCUCUAGGCAGGCCAAGCCUUUCUCCAGUUACCAUGACCGUAAAAGAAACUAAUACACACGAUAGUCUGUUAAUACCCGGUUUGCCAGAAGACAUGGCGAAGAUAUGCCUCGCUCUCGUCCCUCGGAGGCACUUCCCUGCCAUGGGUGCAGUGUCGAGGAGGUGGAUGUCAUUCAUCGGCAGCAGAGAGUUCAGUGCUGUCAGGAAGGAGGUUAUGAAGAUUGAAGAGUUGGUUUAUGUCCUUGCUGCUGAAGCUGGAGAAAAGGGAUGUCGCUGGGAGAUCUUGGGGGAGCGCAAAAACAGUGCAAUUCCCCCUAUGCCUGGACUGACCAAAGUUGGGUUCGGUGUGGUGGUUCUCUAUGGGAAGUUGUAUGUCAUUGCUGGCUAUGCUGCUAUCCAUGGGAUGGACUACGUUUCUGACGAUGUUUAUGAGUACGAUGCUCGGCUCAACAGGUGGGGCGCCCUUGCCAAGAUGAAUGUUGCGCGUCGCGACUUCGCCUGCGCUGAGGUCGACGGCACGAUAUACGCUGCCGGUGGAUUCGGCUCCAGUGGCAACAGUCUGUCCAGCGUCGAAGCAUACGAUCCCCAGCAAAACAGAUGGACACUGAUCGACGGCCUUCGCCGGCCAAGGUGGGGCUGCUUCGCCAGCGGGUUAAGCAGCAAACUGUACAUAAUGGGCGGCCGCUCGAGCUUCACGAUCGGCAACUCACGCUUCGUUGACGUCUACGAUCCCGGCCGCAGCCGAUGGGAGGAGAUCAAGAGAGGCUGCGUCAUGGUCACAUCGCACGCGAUUGUCGGCGAGGCCCUGUUCUGUGUGGAAUGGAAGAACCAGCGCUGCCUCUCGGUGUUCGACCCUUGGUAUAGUUCGUGGAAGAAGAUUUCGGUGCCGCUCACAGGUAGUUCAAGCACCAGAUUCUGCCUUGGGGCGCGUGGCGGGAAGCUGCUGCUGCUGUCGCAGGAGGAAGAUGAUGGGUAUCGGACGAUGACGUACGAUCCGGCUGCGGCGCCAGGCUCAGAGUGGGGAACGUCAGAGCUCAAGCCGUCCGGGUUGUGCAUGUGCAGUGUGACCGUUCAAGUUUGAUGGUUCAGCGAGGCCUAUACAACACAAGAACUCUUUAAUGCACUGGAGCAAACUAAUUUGUACAGUUUUGAAACAUUAAUCUAUGAUCUUGUUUUACCAA